Haemonchus placei is the source of this 246-nucleotide messenger RNA. NCBI's taxonomy places the organism in Eukaryota, Metazoa, Nematoda, Chromadorea, Rhabditida, Trichostrongylidae. The record is from the annotation of a GenBank genome assembly.
AUGCAACCUUUCUACGUUCUAUUCGUACUCAUUCUCUCCGUGGCAGCGCUGACUGACGAGGAGAAGGCUUCAUCCGAAUCCGUUGGGCUUGUCAAGCCAGAAGAUGUACUGAAUUCAUUCGAGAAGACUCUUCCAAAAGAGUCGGAACCGAAAAAGCUAAGAUUCUACCCAUUUUUCAAUCCCUUCGGGUAUGGUGGUUAUCUCCCGUAUUUCGGAUAUGGAUAUGGAGGAUACGGAUAUUGCUGA